Molecule: messenger RNA, 2343 nt
Organism: Talaromyces stipitatus ATCC 10500
Lineage: Eukaryota; Fungi; Ascomycota; Eurotiomycetes; Eurotiales; Trichocomaceae
Product: C6 transcription factor, putative
Exons: 7
Coding region: 1-2343 (780 amino acids)
Biological process (GO): positive regulation of transcription from RNA polymerase II promoter by galactose; DNA-templated transcription
Cellular component (GO): nucleus
Molecular function (GO): RNA polymerase II cis-regulatory region sequence-specific DNA binding; DNA-binding transcription factor activity, RNA polymerase II-specific; zinc ion binding
Source: RefSeq, a predicted model, not a curated record
AUGGUCCUGACAUUCGCAGAUCAUUUCAGCGGAUCGUUGAGUGAUGGAAAUUUAUCUAUCCUGACCUCACAACAAGAUCAGUGCUUGAUAGAAAGGGGUGAGAAAGCAGAAGAGAAAGUCAGUGAGUGGAAACGGACCGGUACUAUUGCCGGAUCACGGGCCCGGCUGAUAUCCUUUAUCUUCAGGGAGCUUAUCUCUCACCAGUCAAUGCCCCGACCUAAGGUCCGGCCAGAAGACCGCCAGCGAUCCUCAAAGGCGUGCUUGCCAUGCCAGGUGUCCAAGAUACGCUGCGACUCACAGACUCCGUGUACAUCUUGCCUACGCCGCGAUCGAACUUCUGCUUGCAUCUAUGUUGAAUCACAUAGAAGGCGACGACCGAGGACUCAUCGAACUCAUGAGCUGCGGUUCGCACCUUUCAAUCACCGUGCAGCUGGGUCGCCUGGUUCACCACGUCUCAGAACUUCCAACGAAUUCGCAACCAGGAACCCAGAGGGGAAUGACGAUGCUGAAGCUACACAGUCAGUAUCGGAGGCUCCUUCAGUGCAGUCGCCAGAGUGUACUGAAAGUAGAUUGCUGCUGAGCUCGAAAGGGGAAAAGGUGUAUGUUGGAGAAACAUCAUCGCUGUCAUUCCUGCAAUUUUUACGCGGUAUAAUGAAACAAUAUAUGGGCCCUUCUGCUUUCACAGAAAAUGGCCCCCUGAAUAUCAUGCUUGAGGCAGAUACAAACGUAAAUCGUAAUAUCGCUUUUGAGGAGAGUCUGGCCACGAAGCAAGAAUUGAUACAAACUUACUUUCAAGUGUGUAGCGGCUUCUUCGACCUUUUUGAUAAAGACGAUAUCAUGAGACUUCUUCAAAUCGAGACAUCAUCAUCCGGAAGAAGAAUUAAUAAGGAAGAAACGGCAGUGCUAUACCUCAUAAUAGCCAUUGGAGGUCAAUGCCGUGGAUCAAACACAUCAGAUUUUCCAUACGCUACAAAAUAUUCCUCAAUGGGUCAGCAAUAUGCAUUUGAAGGCAUGCUGAGGGAUCCCAGUAUCAACAUGCUUCGCGCUUUUCUUCUCAUGGCGUUUUAUAUGCUUGGGGCAUGUCAUCGCAAUGCGGCGUAUAUGUAUCUCGGGGUUGCUUCCAAGGCAGCUGCGGCCUUAGGAUUACACAUUGGAAUGCAAGCCCGAGGAUUAUCAAGGGACGAAUCCAAACUGCGCUGGCGUACGUACAAGUCACUUCGAGUGUUUGAUCUUGUAGUGAGCUUCUUGCUUGGUCGGACGACGAGUUCAGUGCCCUCAAAUUAUAAUGACUUGUCAUGGAAAGAGCACUCAGAUUCUCAUAGCGUCGCCGUUUCGGCUGCAUAUAAUGGAUCUGUCCUGCUAGAAGAGAUCGUCCAACGUCUAAAGAAAGUUAAUAACAGCUUCGACGUCCCGACAGCAGAGGGAUUUCUUCAGCGCUUACGACAGUGGAUUCAAGGCCUACCUCGUGACUUUCGACAAAUUCCAUUUGACGACGAACAAGAAAUAACGUCAGAGGUGCGAGAAACAGCUAUUGGCAAUAUUCACGUUAGCUGCAUAUACUAUUUUGCCAUCAUUCUGACCACUCGUUCGUUUCUGAUAUCUCACCUGAUGUCUCGACUGAAAGAGUCGUCUAUCAUCACUCCGGAUGCUAUAUCUCCGUUGACAGGUCGAGCUGCAGAGCAGAAGACCAGUCCUCAACUCGCCCACGUAUGUAUCAGCGCGGCCACCUAUAUGGCAACAAUGUGUGAGAAAGCCAUGGUCUCAGAUCUUCUCUUGAGAAAUAUGUGCAUUAUGAAAGCUUGGGCUUUUGCAGCCGGGUUAAUUCUUGGUUUCUCACUUUUUGCAUACGAUGAUGUUGAAUCCCGUACCGAGACCGAGUCGGCAUUCCAAAGUGCCAGACAUGUUCUUCGAUAUCUUGCAAACCUCAGUCCUCAAGCAAUGCAGUACCACGAGAUACUGACAUCUUUUGCUGAAGCCAUUGUUAAACAUCGCCAGCAGACUUCAUCCGCGAGACAGAGGAUUGCAGAUAGAUAUAUUGACUGUGUCCUUGAUAUUGGGAUGACUACGUCCAUGAGCUCUAUACAUCAUCGUCGGGGGCGAUCCACUGAUAGAGGUGAGUAUCCUGAUACAUGUGAACAACUACCGCAGGCAAGCGCCCAAAUGCGGUCCCCAAUACCAGAAGCUGGUUUAGUAUUUAAUGGUAACAUAGAAAGAGUGGAGGAGUCUGAUUCCGAUAUUCCAGCUGGUGUCGACCUUGAUGGUUUCAGUGUAUUGCCUUUCGAUGAUGCUGGGAGUUUCUCAAUUGACUACGAACCGUUCGGGUUGCUACUCGAUGGCAUUUGA